Molecule: messenger RNA, 1314 nt
Organism: Zymoseptoria tritici IPO323
Lineage: Eukaryota; Fungi; Ascomycota; Dothideomycetes; Mycosphaerellales; Mycosphaerellaceae
Exons: 3
Source: RefSeq, a predicted model, not a curated record
UGCGUGUAUCUGCGUGUACCUGCUCUGAGGAAUCGGCGAGGAUGUUUAUGGCAUUCCGCACGCACACCACGGUCUAGUCUUUCACGGGACAAUGGAAUGCUCGGGCACAUCGGCUUCGUCAUCCUUGGAGACGCGAUCACGGAUCCAGAUUCACCUGCGAAAUCGCCUCUUGAUUGCACGCGCUGCACGUCGCACACGCCUGCUGGACGACGACGAACUACUCAGCCCUUGCAGGGCUGAGUCGUGCCACUCUGCGUAUCCAUCAUGCUUGAAACACGGCAGAAAUACUGGGGAACGGGCCCGCCGGCGCCCAGGUCUCGCAUGGAAAAUUGGCCGACAGUUCUGUUCUCAUGGUGGUGCACGAGCUUCGCCACAGUCAUCAUCAUCACUCGAGUCCUGGGCCGCAAAGUCCGGAACAAUAAAUUCUUUCGAGAAGACUGGAUCAUGUUGAUUGCCCUCGCACCGCUCUGGAUACGCAUGGUUUUUGUCCAUUUUGUGUUGACAUAUGGCACGAAUAACGUCGACACUGUCAACUUUUCCUUUACAGAGGACGAGAUAUACAAGAGGUCUAUCGGCUCGCGAAUGGUCCUUGCCUCCCGAAUAUUCUAUGCCAUGUUCAUAUGGCUUUCUAAACUUACCGUCUCGGAAUUUCUCAAGCGCAUCACCAUUCGAAUCUGGCGACGAAGUUACGAGAUCACACUCCAGGGCAUCCGCAUAUUUCUUUUCCUAACAUUCGGUGCGGUCGUCGUGGCUACCUUGACGGAGUGCAACGAUUUCGAGAAGUACUGGCAGGUUGUACCGGAUCCUGGUCCUCAAUGUCGGAAAGGCUUCGCGCAGCUCAUAACCAUGGGAACGUGCGACAUCAUCACGGAUAUUGUGCUCAUCGCAUUUCCUAUACCGGUCGUUCUGAGAUCUGGACAGAGCUGGCAGCGCAAGCUGCAGAUGGUCUCCUUGUUCAGCUUGUCGGUCAUCCUAAUAGGUGUCACAGCAACGCGAAUGCCGGAGGUCGUUGAGACUGGUGGUCGACAGCAGUAUCGCACCGUAUGGGCGAGCGCAGAGAUUCUAGCAUCUGCCUUCGUCGCCAAUGCUGUCACGCUGGGAUCUUUCCUUCGAGAUAAGGGUGAGAAGAAGAAGAAGUAUAAGCCAUACAGUACUACGGACAGUAUGGAGCGAGCCUCCGCGAGACGACCUACCCUCCCGACUAUCCAUCAGAUUGAGAGUGACGAGGACCUUUUCCGAUCCGUGGGAUACGGUAUACCAGGGCAUCUGCAACGCAAACAUUCCAUUACUCCUCGACCAGCCCCGCAAGCGCUU